This is a messenger RNA of Cuscuta campestris, 1663 nucleotides long. Lineage: Eukaryota; Viridiplantae; Streptophyta; Magnoliopsida; Solanales; Convolvulaceae. The record is from the annotation of a GenBank genome assembly.
AAACCAAAUUAGAAGAUCAAAUUGAAAACUUAUUCAUAUUAGAACGAACUAGGGAAGAGGCCCUCCUGAAGCUGGCCGAAAUUGUUUUCUGCCGUUUUAGGGUUUGUGAGGUAAACUAUGGCGACGAACCUCGGCCAGGCAAUAGAAAGCAAGGCUAUGGGUUUUGGCGAAUGCCUUUCUUCUCCCUUGCCGCCUCCACCUAAAAAAGCUAGGGUUGAAAACGAAGCUGAUGAAUUGGAAGUAGCCUACAAGAAGUUCGCAGAAGAGUUUGAACAAAGCGAGGUAACCUCUUUAAUUCAGAGGAUUUAGAGGAGUGAUAAUCUUACACUCGUAAAAUUGAUGGCCCUCAUAAGCCCGNAUAAUUUUGUUCUAGAUUCCAAGUAAAUUAUCGAUUUUGAUUUUGGGUGAUUGGAGUUUGAUAUCCAAAGUUUUCAUCAGGCUAUGGGUUUUGGCGAAUGCCUUUCUUCUCCCUUGCCGCCUCCACCUAAAAAAGCUAGGGUUGAAAACGAAGCUGAUGAAUUGGAAGUAGCCUACAAGAAGUUCGCAGAAGAGUUUGAACAAAGCGAGGGGUUUGAUAUCCAAACUUUUCCGGAUGUCACUAAAUUUAUUGGUGGAAUGAUAAAGGUCCCUUUUGAUCUUGAAGAGAUAUAUUCUGCCGACUUUUGCACUGAAUUAUUUUGCAAAUUUGGAUGCAUUUUCUCCCUCAAAUAUGCUAUUUUCAAAGAGAACCAAAAACAGAAAAAGAAACUCGUCUUGGAUAAGAUUAUCAAGUCAAAUUAUGAAUCAGGUGAUUUGUAUUACACCACCUUCCUGGCUAAAGACCUGGAUACUGGAGAAACCAAAAUUUAUCAGACUAAAGUUUGGUUUCAUCUGCUUAACGCGGAAACCGAAGUUCUCAUAUUUAGAGAGAGAGCAGACCAAGCACUCCAACCGGGGGAGGACACACAGGGUGUUGAUAUGGAAAUCUUUCCAAACCUCCCAGCCCCAGGAGAUGCUCUUCGCUCGGCUAAUCUUGAUAUUAAUGCACGGGGUGAAGAUUCAUAUUAUCGGUGCUUGUGCUAUCUGUCCAUAAAAUUUGCACUAAGAACAAUGGAUGAGAGGGAGAACAAAGAUCGCUUGCUUUGGGAGGUUACUGAGGGGUUUUAUGGGGCAGAUCUAUCAUUUCACACGACCUUCAUUGUGAGAGAUAUGGAUAUGGAUGAUGAGGACAAAACGUACAAGAUAGAGGUGCAUUUCAAUACAAUGAGUGGCGAACUGGAGCUGCGGAGAUUUGAAGCGAUUGUGAAGAAUGCCUAAAUCAGGAACAUCCUAAUUUGUGCUCAGUAGCCUGUUGAAAUUCUAAUUAUCAAGCAAAUGAUGAACUUGCUACGACUAAGUAAGAACUGUGACUGUGUUUGGUUAUGAUGAACUAUGUUUUCCAUUGAUAGGCAGUGUACCUUAAUUAUGAUGACCUUUAACUUAUUUCUAAUGCCCGAUUAAGUUGACAGUGUAGUAACUAUGAAACGUAGUAGUGUAUGUCGGUGCUCUUAUUUCUUUUGUCCUCUCACCCAGAUUAAGUGAGAAUGCAUUUAAUAGUAUCCGAUUUGAACUUGACUGUAAUGGACCGGACGAGACUAGACCUUAAACCAAUUCUGAACCUAAAAAAUAAAUACACAGAGUUUUU